Molecule: messenger RNA, 1612 nt
Organism: Rhincodon typus (whale shark)
Lineage: Eukaryota; Metazoa; Chordata; Chondrichthyes; Orectolobiformes; Rhincodontidae
Product: tetratricopeptide repeat protein 13-like
Exons: 4
Source: RefSeq, a predicted model, not a curated record
AAUAUUCACGUUACUUACAUGCACAUCUUGACUUGCCGGUGACGGAGUAUAACAUAGACCUUGACCUUCCUGGAAAUUUCAAGGAUCACUGGGCCAAGAAUCUUCCCUUCCUUAUAGAAGACUAUGAAGAACAACCAGGAUUACAGCCUCACAUAAAGGAUGUUCUACCUCAGAACUUUGAAAGCUACAACAUAGAGGUCCAGGAGCUAAUUUGCACUGCAGAUCGCUUGGGUUCUCUUAUGCAAUAUGACACACCUGGCUUUCUUCCAAACAGAAGGAUACACAGAGCUAUGGGGCUUGCAACAUUAGAAAUUAUGCAAGUUGUACAACGAGCAUGGUCAAAUUCAAAAAUUCGUGUGAGUGGCAAAACCAGACUAAUGCAGUGGAAGGACAUGUUUGAUAUUGCUGUGAAAUGGAGAAGAAUUGCAGAUCCUGAUCAACCAGUGCUAUGGUUAGACCAGAUGCCAGCUCAGAGUUUGAGCCGAGGCUUCAAUAAUCAUAUAAACCUCAUCAGGUAAAUCUUAACUUUGAUAAACAACUAAAAUCAAUUGCUUCAAGUCAUGGAAGUUUUGCACUGUGUUUGAUAAUUGCUAAUUCACUUUAUUUUUUCUGUCACCUAUUUUGGUUUUAUUUUCCAAAUGAAAAUUGAAUUCCUCACCCUGAUCUCAUUCUCACCUACAUCUGGCAUGUAAAGUUAAAGCAAAGACCACUUGGUUUAACAAUAAAAAGGUUUCCCAUUCGUAGAGAUCUUGUGGAAAAAUAUCUUGCAUUGAUAUAGUACCAUUCAUCACCUUAGGAUAUGCCAAAAUGUUUCACAGCCAAUUAAAUAUUUUGGAGUGUAUUCAUUGAUACAGUACUGGGAAGGUGUUGUCAAUCUGAGCACUGCAGGUUUCCAAAACAGCAGUGAAACAAGUGACCAGACUGUUCGUGAUAUUCAUUAAAGGGGAGCUGCUCAGCACUUUUACAUUCUCCUGACAAAGCAGCUGGAAUCUCUGCUUACCAUCACAUCCAAAGGGUACCACCUUCAACAAUGGAAGAGCCUCUGGAUCAGGGCUUGACCCCUCAAUUCUCUGACUCAAAUGAGACUGCUCCCAUUGAGCCAAGGUCAGUGCUUCAUCCGGAGUUUACCCUAGGGAAGUGCCAUUUUUUUCCAGUCAUGUUUCACUUAGUGAAUUUCAGGACUCUAGAAUAUUCCUCUGAGGUCUGCGCAAGAGGAGAAAGAAAUUUUCGGAAUGCAGUUGACAAUGGGAACAAAUGAAGUAAACGUACAACUUGUUGUGAGUGUGGAGAGAUGUUAAUUGUUGAAACUUUACAUGCUGCAGCUCUCUGUGGGCUUGAAAAUGGGCUGACUUGUGAUAUAUUUACCUUCUCUCCCACUUUAUACCUUAAUUUAUUAAUCUUGUGUGCUUGUGUUGGAGGAGCUGGUGGAACGAGGGUGGGUGGAUGUGUUAUUGUUCAUGGAAAAGAAACAUUGAAGUGCUGUUCUUUUGAGCAAUCUGUUGCUGUAGCUUCUGUGUUCACUAAAAGAAAAUCUCCUGACUCUGACAUUUGGGUCACGUACACACCACAGUUAUGACCCUUAGAUAACAAGGUGUAGAGCUGGAUCAACACA